AUGACCCUGGCACAUACACCACCCACGGCAACAAUUACGCACUCUCGUUACUCUUAUUCACCUGCGCCCUCAAUAGCCUCAUCAGCUUCGUCGUCCCAAUCCUCUGGUUGGUCCGUGGCAUCGGCGGUAUCAAACACCACUUCCGUUGCCUCGUGUACCGGCGGUGCCUCGGCUCCAGGGACGAAUAUUAUCCCCUCCCUGAAUAUUCAGCGUCAAUUUGCAGGCUCGGAGCAAGAUGGUUGGCUACUCCGAAAAAGAGUAUCGGUCUCUAGCCUUCGAGGCAGUGAUUCAAUUCAACACCCGCACCCUCCCUCAGUUACAGUUGCUCAGGAACCGGUGCCCAUAGAACAGCGUCGUAACGCCCGGAGAACUAAUCGUUUGGUUGAAGGAGCCAACGCUGGAUGUCCUGUAUCUGAAGGUUGCCCGUUACCUCCUGUACCUACCUUACAAAGGCAGGUUGAUCGGAAGGUUAACUUCGUUGACAAUCUCGUUGACUCCGCAGCUCAGAUUGUCGAGACAAUAUGGCCGCCCCCGAAGAUGCUUAUUUGUGCAACCCCAAAGGAUAAGGUUCUUCCGCUCCGGACAUUCAUUCAGGAAACCCUCCGUAGAUCCCGGACCAGUUAUUCAACACUCCAAGUUGCUCUGUACUACCUGAUUGUAAUUAGGCCUCAUCUUCCCCCCCGGGAUUGCGAUAUCAGCAGUUUACCCGCUGAAGAGGCACAGAUGACUCGUGCCAAGCAAUGUGGUAGAAGAAUGUUCUUGGCGGCUUUGAUCUUGGCAUCAAAGUACUUACAAGAUCGUAAUUAUUCUGCGAGGGCUUGGAGCAAGAUUUCAGGGCUGAACACGCAGGAAAUAAACGUCAAUGAGAUGGCAUUCCUAGACGCUGUCAACUGGCGGCUUCAUAUAUCGGAGACCAAUUUCCAGAAAUGGACUGAUCUGGUAUUGAAGUACACAUCGGAUCACAACCCAUCCUCGGCAUCUUCGGCCCGGGCCAAUCCGUGGGUUGAUGAAGAAGAACGGAAGAGGGAGUGGUGUGAUUUGGUCUUGAAGCUUUCGCCGGAUUUGAACGAGGCGGAGUUAUUAGCGUCUGGGGGAUUAACACCUUGUGCGGUAGAUGCAGACAUAGUCGCGUCCACCUCGCCACUUACGAUUGAACCCUUCGUACCUAUAGCUCCUGCCCAGCAGACUCCGGCAGCACCCGUAGCUGCCCAGCCCGUUGCUACACUUGCACCCCGAGCAACCGAGCACCUUCAAACGUCACACCCCCAUGCGUUUAAAGCACUUCAUCAACCCCUCCCAAAGGCGCCUGCUUUCCGCCGCUCAUCUUCGUCACAACUGCACUCUGGAACAGUGACCCCUGCAGCGGGAAUCUGUUCUAGUCGGCUAGAAGUGACAUCUGCAUCUCGGUGCUCUGCCAUGGCUUCCGUAGCCAAGAUCGCCGAAAAUGCGUUAUCCGGAGCUACAAUGGAGAAGUUCCCAUUCGCACCAAGAAGAGGAUCUGAUGCGCUACCUCCACCUGUCCUUCCUCCGUCUCAGGGUGGCUGCAUUCGUAGAUCAUCCUUGUCAGCUUCCGUGUCAAAGCCUGGUCCCUCAAGCUCGCCAGCAUUCCCGAAGGCUAAACAGAGCUGCGAGUUGAGCAAGCUAGUUUUCACUACUUUUGCCCCUCCUUCACCUAGUUCUGUUGCGUCAUCGGUCAAAAAUAUUUGCACCAGUCCCCGGAAAACCGGCGAUCACCGUAUGACUCCAUGUGUAUCGCCUAAAUCAAGAGAAGCGGCAUUGAGUUUGAAUAUGCUCAAGGAGACUUAUUCCCCAUGCUCGAGCGGUUCAACCACUCCCACCGGAUUGUCGAGGAAGAGGAGCUACCCUGAAAGUGCAAUGGAAGGUCACCCAGGAAGCGCUCUAAGAGUAGAGGCCAAUGUUCAUGGGUACGCAGCAGACGGGACUACUAGCGUGACUCCAAAGUUCAAAUCACUUAAUAGUGGUUUUCGGUCGCCGUCUCUAGCAUAUGGAUCUCCAACCAGAAGCCCUGCACCCGAUAGGAAAGGCAAGAGAUUGAGGUGCGCCCCGGAAAAGAAAAUGGGAGGAAUGAAUAUGAUAGAAGGAAUGUCGGUGGCACAGAAUGUGCGAUAGGCACAAGUGGUAUUGGGUUCGCUUUCAUGUAAACAUCAUUGUGUGCAACCUUUUUUUCUUAUCUUUUUGAAUUCUCUGGUCAACCGUUAUGGGGGUAUUCUGAUUUUAUGGACGUUGCUUUUGUUCCCUUUCGAGGCUUUGUCAAGAGAGGCAAAAUACGGUGUUCUGGUUUUUUAUUCCUUUUUCCACUUUGUUUCUGUCAGGCUUUGUUCAAUUCUUUCCUUAUCCCACUGCGUUUUUUACAUAGCAGAUAACUAGUCAAUCGCUUAUUAUUUUCUAACCAGCGGGAUCAAGCAGAUUCCCUUUUAUAUAACAUCUGCGUUCAAAGUCUUUCAAGCAAGCAAAGGAGAGGUGCGAGAAAAGAGAAGGUUGAUUUUGUACGGACAUUUAUUUGCUAUAUGCCCUAACGGAACAAGGGACAGCUUUCAAGCA
Molecule: messenger RNA, 2562 nt
Organism: Tuber melanosporum (Perigord truffle)
Lineage: Eukaryota; Fungi; Ascomycota; Pezizomycetes; Pezizales; Tuberaceae
Exons: 2
Coding region: 1-2130 (709 amino acids)
Biological process (GO): regulation of cyclin-dependent protein serine/threonine kinase activity
Cellular component (GO): cyclin-dependent protein kinase holoenzyme complex; nucleus
Molecular function (GO): cyclin-dependent protein serine/threonine kinase regulator activity; protein kinase binding
Source: RefSeq, a predicted model, not a curated record